This is a messenger RNA of Bombina bombina (fire-bellied toad), 1872 nucleotides long. Its product is annotated as SCAN domain-containing protein 3-like. Lineage: Eukaryota; Metazoa; Chordata; Amphibia; Anura; Bombinatoridae. The coding region runs from base 1 to 1872 and encodes 623 amino acids. The transcript has a single exon. The record is from RefSeq and is a predicted model, not a curated record.
AUGGAUAAGUUCUUGAAAAGGAAAAAUGCCAACUCUGAGCAAGGCCCUGCAAAUAAUUCAAACGAAGAGCCUGGUGUGAGUGGUGAACAAAAAAAAACAAAAAUGGUGAGCUCAAGGCAAUACAACGAAAGUUAUCUUUCAUUUGGAUUUACUUUCACCGGGGAUCCGACUGCACCUACACCGUUAUGUUUGGUGUGUGGGGAAAAGCUAUCCAACCAUGCCAUGGUCCCAAGCAAGCUUAAACGCCAUCUCCAAACAAAACACCAGUCACUUCAAAACAAGAACACAGAAUAUUUUGUUCGCCUGCGUAAACACAAUGAGAAGCAGGGAAUUUUAAUGAAAAAAAAUGCAAAGGUGUCUGAGAGAGCUCUCAAAGCUAGCUACUUAGUAGCUGAACUCGUAGCCAAAUCAAAAAAGCCACACACUAUAGCAGAGACAUUAAUACUACCUGCCUGCAAAGCCAUUGUGGCUGAGAUGCUUAGCCCUGACGCGGUUAAAGAAGUAGCCAAAGUCCCACUCUCAGAUAACACAAUUGCUCGACGUAUUGAUGACAUGUCUGCUGACAUUGAAAGUGUUGUUUUGGAAAAGAUACACAUCAGUGGGAAAUUUGCACUGCAACUUGAUGAGUCUACGGACAUUAGUGGACAUGCUCAACUCUUGGCCAAUGUGCGCUUUUUGGAUGGAGACGCCAUCAGAGAAAACUUCCUAUUUUGCAAGGCAUUACCAGAAAAAACAACAGGAGAGGAAAUUUUUCGGGUCACAUCAGAUUAUCUUGAACAAGGUGGACUUAAGUGGGAAAACUGCACGAGUGUCUGCACUGAUAGGGCUGCAGCUAUGGUCGGGCGCACAAAAGGCUUUGUUAGCAGAGUGAAAGAGAAACAACCAGAUGUUAUUGUUACACACUGUUUUUUGCACCGCGAGGCGCUUGUUGCCAAGACUUUACCAGCAGACCUAGCUUCUGUGUUGGAUGAUGUUGUGCGCAUGGUAAACUUUGUAAAGUCAAGGCCUCUGAAAAGCCGCAUAUUUGCAUCAUUGUGUGAAGAAAUGGGUGCAGAGCAUAACGCCUUAUUGCUCCAUACGGAGGUCCGAUGGUUGUCGCGCGGCAAAGUGCUGGCCCGUGUUUAUGAGCUACGGGAGGAACUAAAAGUGUUUUUGACUAAUGAGAGAUGCGAUGACGCAAAGCAGCUUGCAAGUGAUGAGUGGUGUGCAAGGCUGGCAUACUUGGCAGAUAUGUUUCAGCAUCUGAAUGAACUGAACACACGAAUGCAAGACCGAAAUGAAAACCUGCUCACAAGCACAGAUAAAAUUAACGGAUUCCGUUCAAAGCUGAACCUCUGGCGACAACAUCUGGAAAGUGACAACAUUGACAUUUUCCCACUCACCCAGAAAUGUCAAGGAGAUGUCAACACUUCUGUGCUGUUUGAGAUAAUUGGUAAACAUUUGAAAACCCUUGAGGAGAAGUUGUCAUUUUAUUUCCCCUCAACCUCCACUGAAUGCCUUGACUGGGUUAGAGACCCAUAUAGCUCAGGAGCAGUUUUUGGAAAGGACAUGACUUUGCAGGAACAAGAGGAACUAACUGUACUGAGACAAGACCGUGGUUUAAAGCUAAGCUUUGCUGAUCUACCUUUGGACAGUUUUUGGCUGACUGCUGCCAAGGAGUUCCCCAUUCUGGCAAACAAAGCUUUUUCAACAUUGCUCUCAUUUUCCACAACAUAUCUCUGUGAACUGAGCUUUUCAAGCAUGACUGCUAUAAAAACUAAAAACAGAGAGAUACUGAGGGCUGUUGAGGAAGAGCUUCGUGUGUGCCUUUCUUCAGUUCCUGCCAGGAUAUCGGCUUUGUGUUUAUCUAAACAGGCCCAGGUUUCACACUGA